AUGGCAUCUCACGAAUCUUCCCUCGAGUAUGAGCGUACUCCGGAGAACGAAAAUGUCAAAGUCCCCUCGAUAGAGGAGAAACAUGUUAAUAACAUGUUUGCUAAUGCCGCUUCUGCAACUGCGAAAGAACAUAAGAUGACCUUAUUGGAGGGUAUCAAAUUAUAUCCUAAAGCUAUCGGAUGGUCUAUCUUGAUCUCCUCGUGCUGCGCGAUGGAAGGGUACGACGUCUCCUUAGUAGGGAAUUUCUAUGCCUUUGAACCAUUUAAUGAAAAAUACGGUGUUUUGGGCUCAGAUGGGACUUAUCAAGUUCCAGCCAGAUGGCAAUCUGGUUUAUCCAAUGGUGCUCAAUGUGGUCAGAUUCUAGGAUUGAUCUUGAACGGUUUGUGUACCGAACGAUAUGGAUAUCGACCAGUCUUAAUGGUCUGCCUCGUUUGGUUAAUGGGAGUCAUCGCGAUCUUUUUCUGCGCACCGAAUAUCCAAACUCUUCUUGCUGCUGAAAUCUUAGCUGGUAUCCCCUGGGGUGUAUUCCAAUCUAUCGCUAUCAACUAUGCUUCUGAAGUUUGUCCUAUCCCCUUACGAGGUUACCUGACUUGCUAUGCAAACUUCUGCUGGGGCUGGGGUCAGUUGAUCGGUAUCGGUGUCAUUCGAUCUAUGUUUGAUAGAGAUGAUCAAUGGGCCUAUAGAAUCCCUUAUGGUGUACAGUGGGUCUGGCCCCCUAUUAUCCUUAUCGGAGUGAUAUUCGCCCCAGAAUCACCGUGGUGGCUCGUCCGUAAAAACCGAAUUGAAGAUGCCAAACGAUCCCUUAUUCGUCUUACUUCCGCCAAACGAAAUCCCGAUUUUGACGUAGAUGAGACAAUCGAUAUGAUUCGACAUACCACCGAACUCGAGAAAGAGAUCACUUCCGGUGCAAGUUACCUAGACUGUUUCAAGGGGAUCGAUCUUCGUCGAACUGAGAUAGUCUGUGCGAUCUGGGCGAUUCAAAACCUUUCGGGAAAUACAUUUAGUAACUACUCGACGUAUUUCUUCAAACAGGCUGGUCUGGACGGUACGAUCGCCUACGAUUUCGCAAUGGGUCAAUAUGGUAUCAAUAUGGCUGGAACUUUCGGUGCAUGGGGCCUCAUGGCUUUGGGGUUGGGUAGAAGGAAGUUGUUGUUAUUUGGUUUAGUCGGAUUGAGCAUAUCACUCUUCGUAAUGGGUUUCAUUGGGUUGGUGCCGGACGAGCAUAAACACGCCGCUAGUUUGGCCACAGGUACAAUGAUGCUGGUUUGGGCGGUGAACUAUCAACUUUCAGUUGGUACCAUCGCAUACUCGUUAGUAGGCGAGAUCUCAUCAAGAAGACUAGCUAUCAAGACCGUCGCUCUAGGUAGAGCAGCAUACAAUGUAGUUGCUAUCAUCAACAAUGUUUUGACUCCUUACAUGAUCAAUCCAACAGCUUGGAAUUGGGGCAACUACGCAGGUUUCUUCUGGGGUGGAUCAUGCCUGCUUUGCCUCGUCUACACAUACUUCAGAGUCCCUGAACCUGCAGGAAGAACAUUCGCAGAACUUGAUAUCUUGUUCGAAAGACGUAUACCCGCUAGGAAAUUCGCUACUACCGAUGUCAACGCUUUUGACCCUACGCUCAGACAUCACUUUGGAGGUGGGAAAGACGGUUCGGCACAUGUCGAAGAAAAAGAAACCCAAUCCGCUUGA
Messenger RNA from Kwoniella botswanensis, 1689 nucleotides. RefSeq lists its product as uncharacterized. Gene Ontology annotation, cellular component: membrane. The transcript has 8 exons. NCBI's taxonomy places the organism in Eukaryota, Fungi, Basidiomycota, Tremellomycetes, Tremellales, Cryptococcaceae. The record is from RefSeq and is a predicted model, not a curated record. Gene Ontology annotation, molecular function: carbohydrate:proton symporter activity. Gene Ontology annotation, biological process: transmembrane transport; carbohydrate transport. Bases 1 to 1689 code for a protein of 562 amino acids.